Molecule: messenger RNA, 814 nt
Organism: Lontra canadensis (Northern American river otter)
Lineage: Eukaryota; Metazoa; Chordata; Mammalia; Carnivora; Mustelidae
Gene: CAV2
Product: caveolin 2
Exons: 3
Coding region: 112-600 (162 amino acids)
Biological process (GO): caveola assembly; insulin receptor signaling pathway; positive regulation of MAPK cascade
Cellular component (GO): caveola; perinuclear region of cytoplasm; cytoplasmic vesicle
Molecular function (GO): molecular adaptor activity; protein kinase binding
Source: RefSeq, a predicted model, not a curated record
CGGGCCGCGAGGGUAGAGGCGAGGCGGGGCGGAGCCGGGCGCGCCGGGAAGGGGAGGCAGCGCAGGCCGCGUUGCAGCCGCCGCCGCCGCCGCCGCGCACUGAGCGCCGCGAUGGGGCUGGAGACCGAGAAAGCAGACGUCCAGCUCUUCAUGGACGACGAUGCCUACAGCCGCCAUAGCGGCGUCGACUACGCGGACCUGGAUAAGUUCGCGGACUCGGGCUCCGAUCGGGAUCCCCACCGGCUCAACUCGCAUCUCAAGGUGGGCUUCGAUGAUGUGAUUGCAGAGCCGGUGUCUACACACUCCUUUGACAAAGUGUGGAUUUGCAGCCAUGCCCUCUUUGAAAUCAGCAAAUACGUGAUCUACAAGUUCCUGACAUUUUUCCUGGCUAUCCCCAUGGCCUUCGCUGCAGGAAUUCUCUUUGCCAUCCUCAGCUGUCUGCACAUCUGGAUUAUAAUGCCUUUUGUAAAGACCUGCCUAAUGGUCCUGCCUUCGGUGCAGACAAUAUGGAAGACUAUAACAGAUGUUGUCAUUGCCCCAUUGUGUACAAGUGUAGGACACAGCUUCUCUUCUAUCAGCUUGCAACUGAGUCAUGACUAAACACUUGGACCCCAGGUCUGGAGAUUUGGAUACUGUAAUACUUCUUGACUGUCAUAAUGUAAAAGCACUACUGUUCUGUUCUAAGCAUUCCCAACUGUUCUAAUUAAGAAAAUUUUUAAGAUUGGGCAACCACAUGUAGAAAUGUUUAUUGGCAGAUCUUUUCAAAUAAUGCUUUUCUAAUUAAUAGUCAAGGAUUUAAUAUAUAACUUCAGAG